GCAUAUUACACUGUUUUCUUUUCCUGCUAGUGUUUGGAAGAGCAAUACAUGCCAUAGCACGUAUUAGUGAUGAAUUUUGGUUUGACCCCAUAGAAAAAGGUCUUGCCUUAAGAUCAGUGAAUUCUUCAAGGUCAGCAUAUGCGUAUGUCUUCUUCUCAUCUAUGUUUUUUCAACAUUACUGCUGGACAGCUGUGUCUCAACCAUGUCAGAAGGAAAAACGGUUAUCCCUGCCAUUCAGUUCUUCCUGUAUUUAGAUGUGUAAAUGUCCUGGAAAGGAAUGUAGAGAAAUGCAGCAUUUAUACAAAUAUUAACGAUCAUCACAUAACGUUUCAGCUCCUCUGUAAACAUGGUGUUGUAAAAACAUAUAAUCUGACGUUUCAAGAAUGUGAUCCGUUGCAGGCUGUUUUUGCAAAGCACAUGUGUCCAAAUAUACUUAAAGUUCACUCCAGGCUGCUGGCUGAUAUAAUGAUUCACUUUCCAACCAGUCAAGAAGAAGUGACCUUAUCAGUUACUCCAAUAAAAGUUUGUUUCAAGAGUUACACUGAGGAAGACACUGAUUUUUCAAAGACAAUGCUUACUGAAAUACAACUAAACCCAGAGGAAUUUGACUACUUUCAAGUUGGAAUAGAUUCUGAAGUGACGUUUUGCCUUAAAGAAUUGAGGGGACUACUGGCAUUUUCGGAAGCUACCAGUGUUCCUGUCUCAAUCCAUUUUGAUGUAUCUGGAAAACCAAUUGCUUUCAGCAUUGAAGAUAUGGUGCUGGAAGCCAGCUUCAUUUUGGCUACCUUGUGUGACAUCGCAAAGGAGACGGCAUCCCAGCAGCCUCCCUGCUUUUCACAGUGGCAGGAAAGUUCGAAACCACGUGCGGGUAAAUCUGAAAAAACCUCCAUGGACAAGGACAGCAACGCAGCAGCACUUGCUUCCAAAAAGCCACAAUGGAAUGGAAACGCGCCCAACACCGAGCCAGCGAAACCUGCGAGUCCUUUGGCAAAACAAGAGGUUAAAAAUAGUCCCAGAGACACAAAGAGAGAGAUGGCCAGCAUAGAAGGAGCAGCCCUGACCGAGGCAGAGGACCACCCAAUGCUGGAAGGAGAGGCAGCAGAGUCCCAGUCUCAGAAGUUUCAUUCCUUAUUUUUUGGAGCAGUUUCUUGUACGGAGAAGGAUGCCAUCAGUCACACCUUCCAUAGCUUAGCAACAGCUAGCGACACUGAAGAGGACUUCGGCAGCUCCCAAGUUCUCUAGUGACACAGCGCGUUUGAACCCAAGUGAAGACUAUCGGGGGUUGCCCUGAAAGAUAGAAGUGUAUUUGACAUGGUAAUUGCGGAGCUGGUUCUAGGUCUAGAAAGACGUUAAAUCGCAGUUCUUCAGCAAGCCAGAACUCGAUGGAAAAUGUUUGUGCGGGGAACGGCAUUUCACAAACACCCAUUCAGAGAGUCGGGGAAGGGGAAUGUUUGCUGUUCGUGUUUAACCACCAGCACUGGGCACUCUAACACUGCUAGAUGCUGUCAUGAUGCAAUAUAAAUUUAGGUCAUGGUUAACUAGAUUUGAGCUUCACUUUGGACGUUCAGCUCUCCAGUACCUUCUCACCAGAGAAUUCAAACUGGGUUAUCACUUCAGGCAAAUUAAGCUGCUGUUGUGAGGUUCAAAGUGCUGGAAAAAUAAACCCAUCCAAACACGUUAUUGCUAUAGAAUAGCUGGUAUUU
Chroicocephalus ridibundus (black-headed gull) is the source of this 1703-nucleotide messenger RNA. RefSeq names its product RAD9 checkpoint clamp component B (gene RAD9B). Gene Ontology annotation, biological process: mitotic intra-S DNA damage checkpoint signaling; DNA repair; DNA replication checkpoint signaling. Gene Ontology annotation, cellular component: checkpoint clamp complex. The record is from RefSeq and is a predicted model, not a curated record. The coding region runs from base 139 to 1242 and encodes 367 amino acids. NCBI's taxonomy places the organism in Eukaryota, Metazoa, Chordata, Aves, Charadriiformes, Laridae. The transcript has 10 exons.